AUGCAGCGCAAGGCUCUCAAGCAGCUCAACAAGGUCACACAAUGGACAAACGAGAAGGUCUUCUCUGGCGAGCGGACGCACUACUCUGAAGAGUUUGCAGAGUUUGAAGAUGAGAUCGAGCCCAUCCGCAAGGGCAUUGAACGCCUGCACGCGACCUCGGUGCCAUUCUACGAGCAAGUCUCAAAGGUCAAGCCCACAGCAGACCCCUACCCGCCGAGCGGCACGGGCGCCAAGGACAAGAUCAAUGUCGGCGAGGCUCUGGGCCUCGUCAUGAUCGACUAUGGAAACGACGCAGGUGGAAACUACGGUGAUGGUCUUAUCAAGUAUGGCCGCGCGAGGUGCAAGGUUGCAUCUGUUACCGAGGACUUUGGUGAACGCUUGCACGACUUUACAGAGUCCACCGAUGCCGCGCUGGCCGCGGUCAACGAGUACAAACUUUUCCGGAAGAAGAUGGACUCUAGGAGGUUGACCUUGGACUCGGCGCUCACCCGGUUGAAGUCGGCCAAGAAGGACAACCCAGCGUUGGAGCAAGAGGUCGAGAUUGCGCAGCAGAGAUUCGAGGAAGCCGAGGACGAGACCAAGCUUCGCAUGCUCAACAUCAAGCAUCAGGAGGCUGAACAGUUUGCCGCCCUGCAGGACAUUAUCGACGCCGAGUUUGAGUACUACACACGCUGUAGAGAUUUGCUCGAGAACUUGCGAGACACCUUCCCCUCAGAGCACAAGCCCCAGUCGCGUCCUCGCGCAAAGUCCAGCGUUUCGUCCAGGUCUGUUGGUGGCCGUACCCCCACUCGUCCAGCUCCUCACGUGAUGACAGACUCGGACGAUGACGGGCCCGUGACUCGCCCUCGUUCCGCCAGUCGCACGUCCCCCACUCGCAACGGCACUCGUAACCGCUCGGACAGCAGCGCGGGCCGCCCUCGGGCAGACAGUGCCGUCAACCGCACUCGUGCGGACAGCGUUACCAACCGUGCUCGUUCCGAUAGCAAUGCUUCCGCAAGCAAGGGCAAGACCCGCUCCAUCAUGGGCUCGAUCGGCAAGCUGGGCUCUAGCGCCUCCAAGAUGGCCUUUGGCAAGAAGGACGGCAACGUCAACCUUGCUUCUGACGAUGAGGAGCCAAAGCCUUACGACCCGCCCAUCGUCCGUCCGGGUAUCGGCAACCGUGCCCGGUCGCACUCGGUUGUGUCCGUUGUCACGGGCCUGGCGCCCUCGGAGAACGAGACGACACCUCGCCGUCGUGCUUUGACUUCGCCGUCCUCGCCCGUGGGCACCUUUGUCAAGGCGCUGUACGAGUUUGAGGGUCUCGAGUCGGACGAGCUUCCACUCCGCCGUGGACAGAUUAUCGAGGUCACAAAGGAGGUGUCUGCAGACUGGCUGCUCGGCGUCUGCGAGGGCAUGUCUGGCAUCUUCCCCAGGGCCUACACCGAGGAGUAUAUCCCUACGCCCCACGCGAGCGCACCUCUUACCGCCCGCCGUCUACCCCCUGUCAUGGGACGCAGCACAUCGAGGACCGAAACUUUGACGACAGACGACGAAACCGACAACGAGUCCAACACGGGCGAUGCGGACGAUGACAACACCCCAAUUGCGGCUGCUGCGCAGCCUGUGCCCACGUCGGGAAACCGGUCGCGUGCUGGCAGUCUCAGGAAGCCUGCUCCCCCUCCCCCUCCUUCCCGCCGUACCUCGAGCAACAACAACAUUGCCGCCCUCGCAAAGUCGCCUCCAUUUGGCCGCUCGCGAUCGAGCACAGUGUCCCGUUCGACACCACUCUCGACUUCAGAGGAGGAACGGUCGACGUACAAUGAGCCCUUCAAGGUAAAGGUCACGUCGCCGUUUGACCACAGCGACGACGAGUUCCACCAGCACUGA
Apiotrichum porosum is the source of this 1866-nucleotide messenger RNA. RefSeq lists its product as uncharacterized. The transcript is spliced from 9 exons. Bases 1 to 1866 code for a protein of 621 amino acids. Gene Ontology annotation, molecular function: protein binding. Lineage: Eukaryota; Fungi; Basidiomycota; Tremellomycetes; Trichosporonales; Trichosporonaceae. Gene Ontology annotation, cellular component: cytoplasm. The record is from RefSeq and is a predicted model, not a curated record.